AUGAAAUUAACUGAGGCCAAAAAGAGAAGCCUUGUAUUUUGCGCAUUUUCCCUUGUGAUUCUGAUAGUGUGCUUCAUCCUGAUUGCCCACUACUGCGGCUUUCAGCAUGAGCCACAGGCGUAUAGGGUUAUGCUGGUGACCUUGCUCUUUGUGGUGGUCUCCCACUUACUCUUUUGGGAGCCUAUUCGGUUCAUUGUGCUGGCCAUCGACCACGCCACAUGGCCGUCGGUAGAUCAUCCGUACCGGUCGGAAAAGGGCCCCCAGCCCAACCUCUUCACCUACCUGAAGACCCGGCUAAGCUGCCUGCGCUCCGAGGUCAUAAUUACCGAGGAACACCGGAACGAGGCCCUAAACCAGAAGUACAAGAACAUUUCCACCGACCUGUGGCUCUACGGAUCCUCCUAUCUGGCCCUUCUGUUGACUAUCCUAGCUAUGCAGGACCAGUCCCUCUACUACGCAACAAACAUGAUGGGCAGGUUAUUUAACCAGGACACACCGACCACCAUGGGCCUGUCGAACCUUUGCUUACAGUACGAGACUUACAUGUUCAUCGCGAUUACCUUAGUUGAAGCCUUCAAUGCCAACAGCAGCGUUUACGGCCACGACGGUUGGUAUGCCAUGGAUCAGUGGAAGAUGCUGGGCGCGAUUCGGUUGCGCCAGUUACGCACCGUGAACAAAAAAAUCGGACUGGGCACUCCCAAAUGGGAUAGCGUGACUUAUGCUCCCGGGUGGAAGCUGCCGUACCAACACCUGCACUACACAGAUAGGUUCUGGCGGGUGUUCGACCCCUUCAAGCCGAUGGUUGUGGAGCCCACCUUCAUAAAUGGCCUGCUCCUCAACUUUCGCCACUUUGGCGAAUUCAUGAACUACCCGGAGCUCGGCGGCUACAUGGCCCUGAUGAUGAGGCCGCUGGAGAGCAAUCGAAUGCAGCUCAAGUACCUGGACGAAUCCAAAUGGCUGAACAGGAAUACCGCGGCCCUGUUUAUCGACUUCUCUUUGUACAACGUGGACGCCAACGUCUUCGCGAUACUGACGCUGCGGGUGGAGAACAGUCCGUUCGGGCCGCAGCUGCCUCAUGUGGGAGUGGACUGCGUCAGGAUACUAGCGCUGAUGGACUUCACAUCUUGGUAUCAGCGGUGCUUGAUGGUCAUAUACUUCAUUAGCGUCCUGCAGUUCAUGCGCGUUCUGCUGGAAAACCUGUGGUACGACCCCGCGGCCAUUAGGAAGGUAUGGAACCUGGUGGACGUGUUUAUUUGCCUGCUGAACGUGUUUUUGCUAAUAUUGUGUUUGCUGCACGAGAUUCUGACAACUGGCCUGCUGAUGAGGAUCCAGACGUUGACCAUGGAUCAGUUUCUGGAGACGCAUCGUCUGUUGCGUCUGCACCAUAUAAUAAGCGCCAACAUGGGCUUGCUCAUUGCCAUCACCACGCUGCGACUGUGGAAGGUGCUGCAGUUCGCCUUCGUCUUCCAGCACUUUGCCCAGACGCUGUCCUCCGCCUGGAAGGGGGUCCUCAGUCUCGGGGUGGCCAUUGUUGUCGCCCUCAUGGGCAUUGGAAUUGCUCUGGCCGUGCCCAACGGCAACAACGCCGUGGCUUUUCGCCAUAUCUUCCAUGCGGUCACCACCUGUCUUUGGUACUCAGUGGGCUUCAACGAAAAAUUUGACACCAAAGACUUAUUCCACGGAGGAAAAUUAUUAGGAAUGCUGCUGUUCCUUUUGAUGGUCUUUAUUGUGGCCAUCAUUCUUAUAAAUGUAUUCGCAUCCGUCAUCUACGACUAUUUAAGAUCAACCAGACAGAUUCUGAGAGAGAAGCGAAAGGCCGAGAAGAUCAGCUUCUGGCAGUUCCUGAAGGCGGAGUAUGGCGAGACCGUGCGCCGCUUCUUGAAGUGCUUUUUCCAGCAAAAGUACUACCGCCGCAGGCACACAGUUGCCGAGAACGUAGCCAUGAAACUGGACCGUCAGGAGCAGAAGGAGCUGCUAAGGUCACGUGGCCGGAACUAUAAGCCAAAGCCACCGCUGACCGAUGAGGAGCAGCAUGCGGACUAUCUGCGCCGUGUGCAUCGUAGUAUUAGUCUUGAGGCUGUGCUACAGGUACAACUGGAGCUUUUGAAACGCUAUCUCUUGGGGGACGAGUAUGGCAAUGUGCCCACACCGCCGGAGUCUGACGUGGAUUCCGUCCCAGUUAAGCGAAGACAGUAAUAUACUUUGUGUGUCUCUGGAUGUUUCUUUCAGUGCAGCAUAAGAUAUCUUUAAAAAGCACUAAAGUCAUGUAAUAAAGCACA
Messenger RNA from Drosophila kikkawai, 2279 nucleotides. It is a transcript of the gene brv2, whose product is annotated as brivido-2. Gene Ontology annotation, molecular function: calcium ion binding; calcium channel activity. Gene Ontology annotation, biological process: detection of mechanical stimulus. Lineage: Eukaryota; Metazoa; Arthropoda; Insecta; Diptera; Drosophilidae. The record is from RefSeq and is a predicted model, not a curated record. Gene Ontology annotation, cellular component: membrane.